AUGACCUGCCGGGACAAGGAUUUAUUUUUUUCAGAUUAUGGCCCCAGCUGGAAGGAGCAUCAUCGCUUUUCUCUCAUGACAAUGAGGAACUUUGGUCUGGGGAAGAAAUCAAAGGAGGAGAGAAUUCAUGACGAGACUCAAUACAUCAUUAAAACACUGGAUAACAACAUUGGCAAAACUCUGACUCCUCAAGUUAUGUUUCAUAAUGCGGCUUCCAACAUCAUGUGCCAGGUUGUCUUUGAUACACGCUACGAGUAUGACGAUGAGUUCAUCGCAACGAUUAUUCAGACUGCCACUGAUCUUACCAAGGCCGCAAAUGGACCAUGGGCGAUGCUGUACAGCUCUUUUCCAUGGAUUCGUAAGCUGCCACUGCCCUUCAACAGGGCCUUUAAUGCAAUGAAGCAUUCUUCUGACCUUGUGCUUCGUUUGUUGAACGAGCACAAGAAGACCAGAGUUCCUGGAGAGCCUCGAGACUUUCUUGACUGCUACCUGGAUGAAAUGGAUAAGAAAGCAGAGGAUUCUACAUUUUCAGAGGACAAACUCAUAUUUACCGCAAUAGAUCUUAUGAUUGCUGGGACUGAUACGACCUCCAACACCCUGCUUACUGCUUUUCUUUACCUUAUGAACCACCCACACAUACAAGAGCGUUGUCAGCAGGAAAUAGACCGGGUGUUGGAAGGGAAGGAUCAGGCCUGUUUUGACGACAGACACCAGAUGCCCGAUGUGCAGGCUGUGAUCCACAAGUCGCAAAGAAUUUCCAACACCGUUCCACUAAGCGUCUUCCAUUGUACGACUAAAGAUACAGAGCUUGCCGGAUAUUCCAUUCCCAAGGGUACGAGGAUCAUCCAGAACAUGAUCUCAGUGCUGAAAGAGGAGGGACAGUGGAAAUACCCUCAUGAAUUCAAUCCUGAAAACUUCCUCAAUGACCAAGGAGAGUUUGUCAAACCAGAUGCCUUCAUGCCUUUCUCUGCAGGUCCUCGGUUGUGUCUCGGAGAGGGUCUGGCUCGUAUGAAGCUCUUCCUUAUCAUGGCGACUCUGUUGAGGAAGUUUAAGUUCAUCUGGCCUGAGGAUGCAGGAGAACCAGACUACACUCCUGUCUUUGGACUCACCACUACUCCAAAACCUUAUCCCAUGAAGGUUCAACACAGGCUUUGAACUGCACUAAACUGACUGAAAGGCAUAAUAAAAAUAAAGUCUGUCCAAUUGA
This is a messenger RNA of Acanthochromis polyacanthus (spiny chromis), 1207 nucleotides long. Its product is annotated as cytochrome P450 2F2-like. The record is from RefSeq and is a predicted model, not a curated record. The coding region runs from base 1 to 1155 and encodes 384 amino acids. The transcript has 10 exons. Lineage: Eukaryota; Metazoa; Chordata; Actinopteri; Pomacentridae. Gene Ontology annotation, cellular component: cytoplasm; intracellular membrane-bounded organelle. Gene Ontology annotation, molecular function: heme binding; iron ion binding; oxidoreductase activity, acting on paired donors, with incorporation or reduction of molecular oxygen, reduced flavin or flavoprotein as one donor, and incorporation of one atom of oxygen. Gene Ontology annotation, biological process: xenobiotic metabolic process.